AUGGGUGCAAAUAAAACAAAAAUAAAUAAAACUGUACUCAAUCAGUUGGUUGUUCAUACAAAUCGCUCGCCAGCGGAAAUAAAAGCUAUGUAUGCUAUUUUUUGUCGACAUUUUCCUACUGGGAAUAUAGAAUCACCUCAAGAUCUUUGUCGAUGCCUUCAAAAAUUUUCACUUCUACCUAUCGAAUAUACAGAUCAGAAAGCUUUCGACCGACUUUAUCGAUUAUUUGAUAUACAAAAUCGAAAUCAGAAACAGGAUGGUAGCAUUGACUUUUUUAAUUUUAUGAUUGUUUCACAUAUUCUCGAACGUGGCCCACCAAUGGAAAAAAUCAGUUUAUAUUUUCAUUCGUUUGAUGUAAAUAAUGAUCAAAUAAUAACACGAGAUGAUCUAGAAGCAUGUUUACCACCAACAGUUGAAUCUCGACAAUUAAUUCAACAAUUACUUCGACAAUGGGAUAUGAAUAGAGAUGGUGUCGUUAGUCUAGAUGAUUUUCAACAAUUCAUCAUGAAUAAUCCAGACUUAUUGCCAAUGUUUACUGAUGCUAGAGAAAGAGUUCGAAUGAAUAGUAUUACUGCUGAAUCUAUAACAGAUAAUAAUCAAUCUGCAGACGUAUACAAUAUUAAUCAUGGAACGUUUUCUAAAUCUCAAUAG
Molecule: messenger RNA, 651 nt
Organism: Rotaria socialis
Lineage: Eukaryota; Metazoa; Rotifera; Eurotatoria; Philodinida; Philodinidae
Source: the annotation of a GenBank genome assembly